Anolis carolinensis (green anole) is the source of this 783-nucleotide messenger RNA. Its product is annotated as beta-defensin 1-like. Gene Ontology annotation, cellular component: extracellular region. Gene Ontology annotation, biological process: cell chemotaxis; defense response to bacterium. Lineage: Eukaryota; Metazoa; Chordata; Lepidosauria; Squamata; Anolidae. The coding region runs from base 317 to 502 and encodes 61 amino acids. Gene Ontology annotation, molecular function: chemoattractant activity; CCR6 chemokine receptor binding. The transcript is spliced from 3 exons. The record is from RefSeq and is a predicted model, not a curated record.
UCAGCUUCAUAUAGUUGUAUGUGCUGUCUCAUUGCAGACCUUGCUUGGGUAAUUUGAUGGUCAGCCUGCAUAACAGUCUGUCUUUCUGUGUCCAGACUAUACUUCCCCAAAGGACCCUUUAUCAAGCAUUCUGGAACUUAUUUACAGACCAUAAACCGCAACAAAACCACAUCAGACACUUCAAAGUGUCCACAGCCUGUCACUCAGUCUGCCUUGUCCUAUAAAUGUGAGGGGUUUAGGUCCAUCUCUCCAUCCUGCAACCUCCUGAGAGACUCCACUUGGCUAUUUCUCUGACAACAAGGUCCAUACUUGAACCAUGAAGAUCUUUGCCAUCCUUUUCGCUGUCCUCUUCUUGGUGGUGAUGGCUUCUGCAGCUGCGCCAAAGACUGCUGCUGAAUGCGAGAAAGCUGGAGGCCAAUGCAAGUUUCUGACUUGCGGAAAAGGCAAGAAAGAAAUCGGGAAGUGUGACAAAAAUGGGGGCGCUUGCUGCGUAAAAGAAUAAUGUCAUGGUGUUGACUAUUCACAGUGGACGCCUGGGCUGCUUCCAUGCCAUGAGCAUUCGUGAUCCCAAACCCUUUGCUUCGCCUGCAUGCCAUCGUCCUGACUUGCUCACUUUCAAAUCUUUAACCUAGCUGAUUGAUCUCUCUCGCAUGACUUAUGUCUGUACUCAUUAAAAUCCUUCUAUGCAUUUGAAUCAUAUAUUUUAAGUGUAUCUUUGUGUUUUGGGGAAGUUGUUGGCAGAAAUUCGAGAAGUGAGCUGUCAAAUCCUUUGCAAACAUCUGG